This is a messenger RNA of Darwinula stevensoni, 2164 nucleotides long. Lineage: Eukaryota; Metazoa; Arthropoda; Ostracoda; Podocopida; Darwinulidae. The record is from the annotation of a GenBank genome assembly.
AUGAGGUCCACUGAGCCACCACUGACCCGUGCCCGAGUAGUUACCCGCACAACGGAUGUAGAAGAGGGUUCUGAAGUGGCAGAAACCUCCGUCAGAGAGGUCGUCAUGGACCAGGCCAUGUUGGUCGGAGCCCCCGUCAUCGGGUUGAACGACUCCGGCGGGGCUCGUAUUCAGGAAGGAGUGGAAUCUCUCGCCGGAUAUGCGGACAUCUUCCAGCGCAACGUCAUGGCUUCGGGAGUCAUCCCGCAGAUCUCCUUGAUCAUGGGUCCGUGUGCCGGUGGAGCCGUGUAUUCGCCUGCACUCACCGACUUCACAUUCAUGGUACGGGACAGCUCCUACCUUUUCAUCACGGGACCUGAUGUUGUCAAGGCAGUGACAAAUGAAGACGUGACCCAGGAGGAGCUCGGUGGAGCCAAGACGCACACGACUCUGUCUGGAGUGGCCCAUGGGGCUUUCGACAACGACGUGGAUGCCCUGAUCACCCUCCGCACCUUCAUGCCCUUCCUCCCACUUUCAAAUCGAGAGAAUGCUCCCGUUCGACCCUGCGAUGACCCCUGGUCUCUCUCUCUCUCGCUCUCUCUCUUGCGCACACUCUCACUCAUUUUUCUUAGUGACUCGGUGGUGACUGGGCACGGGCUCAUCAAUGGGCGUGUUGCCUACAUCUUCUCCCAAGACUUCACCGUCUUUGGAGGCAGUCUCUCCAGCAUUCAUGCCAAGAAAGUCUGCAAGGUCAUGGACCAGGCCAUGUUGGUCGGAGCCCCCGUCAUCGGGUUGAACGACUCCGGCGGGGCUCGUAUUCAGGAAGGAGUGGAAUCUCUCGCCGGAUAUGCGGACAUCUUCCAGCGCAACGUCAUGGCUUCGGGAGUCAUCCCGCAGAUCUCCUUGAUCAUGGGUCCGUGUGCCGGUGGAGCCGUGUAUUCACCUGCACUCACCGACUUCACAUUCAUGGUGCGGGACAGCUCCUACCUUUUCAUCACGGGACCUGAUGUUGUCAAGGCAGUGACAAACGAAGACGUGACCCAGGAGGAGCUCGGUGGAGCCAAGACACACACGACUCUGUCUGGAGUGGCCCAUGGGGCUUUCGACAAUGACGUGGAUGCCCUGAUCACCCUCCGCACCUUCAUGCCCUUCCUCCCACUUUCAAAUCGAGAGAAUGCUCCUGUUCGACCCUGCGAUGACCCCUGGGACCGGGAGGUGGAUCCAGAACUGUGUCACCAGGGUGACCUCUGUUGCCGACGCUGCCUCGACAUCAACAGCUCUGUGAAGGGUGCACGAUUUGUUCGUUUCUGUGAUGCAUUCAACAUCCCCAUCAUCACCUUUGUGGACGUCCCUGGAUUUCUGCCCGGGACGGCUCAGGAGUACGGUGGGAUCAUCCGACACGGCGCGAAGCUGCUCUUUGCAUAUGCCGAGGCCACCGUUCCAAAGAUCACCGUCAUCACACGAAAGGCAUAUGGAGGUGCAUACGAUGUGAUGUCGAGCAAGCAUCUGCGAGGGGAUGUCAACUACGCUUGGCCGACGGCCGAAGUUGCCGUCAUGGGAGCCAAGGGUGCCGUGAGCAUCAUCUACCACGGCAAGGGAGACAUCUCCGAGUACGAGAAGGAAUACGUCGAGAAGUUUGGCAACCCCUUCCCUGCUGCUGUCAGAGGGUUUGUGGAUGACAUCAUCGAGCCGAGGACGACACGCAAGCGCAUCUGCAUGGAUCUCACUAUCCUUGCUGCAAAGAAACUUACUAAUCCAUGGAAGAAACAUGCCAACAUGCCCCUCUAAAUUAUCAGCUAAAAUCAAGAAAAACCAAAUUGUGGCAGCCCCAAUGUUUGAUGUUCAUAUAUACUGUAUAUGCAGUAUUUCUUGAAUCCAUUGGAAUAUUAAUUUUUUCAAUCACCGAUAUCAAAUUUUCAAACGAAGGGCCUUUAAAACUUAAAGGUCCUUCAGGCAUUUAUUACCUGCAUACUAGUAUGCCUCACUGCCACCUUUGAGUUUCUCUGGUGUGAAUGAGCACUAAGUGUCAGCUGUCCUAGUCAUGUCAUAUUCUCGAUCUGAAGUAAAGGUUGUGUUCAUGCUCGUUUAGGUUAUUUUUUCUUGCUUCUUGUUUUCUUUCACAUUUUCCAUUUCAGAUUAAAUGAGAGCAUAUCUCAAAUAAAAGAAUCGAGAAUGAAGUGGAAUA